AAGUGUGUGUGAAAAAAAAACUGAAAACUUGUCUCGUGAAGCAGCAGGUGGAGGUGGUGUGUGUGUGUGUGUGUGUAUAAAAGAGCAAAAUAAAUGUAAAAGUUCUUUCUUUUUCUUCCUUCUUUCUUCUUCAAUCCCUCAAAAACUCUGUAAAAUCCUUUCAUUUUUAUGGGGUUCUUCUGUUUUUUCAAGAUUUGGGGUUUUUCAUCACUCACAUUCCUUCUUUAAUUUCACGGGGUCCCUUUCUUCAUCUCUCUCUUAAUGUGUUCUUCGUCUAGUUCUUGACGGAUUUUGCUCAACUUUUGGGCCAUACCCAUUGGGGAUUGUGCUCUGUUUUUUAGGGGUUUUCUCUUAAUCUCAUUGUUUGGUCAACGGGAAAAGUGGAUUUCGAUUUUCCGAGGCUCAAAAUGUCGCAUUCUGGGAAUCCCAUUUCGGAUGUUCGGUUUCAUGAUCUUUCCGAUCGGUUUCGAGAUUCGGUUACUUGUGAAGUAAACAAACCGGAUUUUCGUGAGCUAGAUCUGGGUUCCCCUGUUUCGCCAUUGCGUACUCGUCACCAGAUUGGCGGCGGUCCUGCCGUGAGUAGCAGUUCCAGUUCGUCGGGAUCGGUUUCUGGUCGGAAUGGACAGAACCCAGUUGCGAAAAGAUCCGAUUCGGGUCCUAACAAUCACUCCGGUGAACUCUCUGGGUCUAGCGAGAGCAGUCCGACCGCCGCGGAGAGUCUCCGAUCUAUUGGAACCCCUAGAAAUUUCAAGUCGGGUCAUAAUAGAUCCGAUUCCGCUUCGAAUCAUCCUUUAAUCUAUUCGGGUCAGUCUCAAAGCUCUGUUACUUCUCCCUCCAAUGUGCUACCCACUGGCAAUAUUUGCCCUUCUGGAAGGAUCUUGAAGCCGAGUAUGCCGACGACAAAUCGGAGCUCGAGAACCGACGUUUUGGGUUCUGGGUCGGGAAAUUACGGCCAUGGAAGCAUAAUGCGGGGCCUCGGCGGUGCUAAACCCGUCGCCGUUGAAUCGGUUAGUAAUGUCAGUUCGAGAGGCGGCGGUGUUGGUGGUGGAGACUCGUUGAAGAGGGCGAAACAGAGUGGGGAUCCGGAGGAGUUGAAAAGAGCUGGAAAUGAGCAAUACAAAAAGGGUCAUUUUGCUGAGGCUUUGAGUCUUUAUGAUCGAGCCAUUGCAAUAUCUCCGGCCAAUCCAGCUUACCGGAGCAACCGAGCCGCUGCCUUAACCAGUCUCCAGCGGCUCGGCGAGGCGGUAUCGGAGUGUGAGGAGGCUGUGAGAUUGGAUCCCAAUUAUACUCGAGCUCAUCAACGUUUGGCAUCUCUGUAUCGUAGGUUAGGACAGGUAGAGAAUUCUAGGAAACACCUUUGUUUUCCGGGCGUUCAGUCCGAUCCCAAUGAGCUGCAGAGAUUGCAGGUAGUCGAGAGGCAUAUAAGUCGAUGUGGGGAUGCCCGUCGAGUUCGAGACUGGAGAAGUGUAUUGAAGGAGGCAGAUGCUGCAAUUUCUGGUGGAGCUGAUUCUUCACCUCAGCUGUUCAUGUGUAGAGUAGAAGCUCUUUUAAAGCUUCAUCAGAUUGAAGAUGCUGAAUCUAGCCUACUUAACGUUCCGAAGUUACAUCCAUCAAACAACUCGUGUUUACAAACGAAGUUCUUCGGUAUGCUUUCGGAAGCAUACUCGCACUUCAUUCAUGCCCAAAUUUCGAUGGCGUUAGGAAGGUUUGAGAAUGCAGUUACAGCUGCUGAGAAAGCUGGGCAGAUCGAUCCACGGAAUGUAGAAGUGGCGAUGCUGCUUAAUAACGUGCGUUUGGUUGCAAGAGCUCGUACUCGAGGCAAUGAUCUGUUUAAAUCAGAAAGGUAUACUGAAGCUUGCUCAGCAUAUGGGGAAGGUCUUAAGCUCAAUCCUUCGAACUCGAUUCUUUACUGCAACCGAGCAGCCUGUUGGUUUAAACUCGGGAUGUGGGAACGGUCUAUCGAAGACUGUAAUCAUGCGUUACUUAUUCAACCAACUUACAUGAAAGCUCUCCUUCGAAGGGCUGCCUCGAAUAGUAAGCUCGAAAGGUGGGAGGAGGCUGUUCGAGAUUAUGAAGUUUUGAGAAGGGAGCUUCCAGAUGACAAUGAAGUUGCUGAAUCUCUAUUUCAUGCUCAAGUUGCGUUAAAGAAAUCUCGUGGGGAAGAAGUUCAUAAUCUGAAAUUCGGUGGCGAAGUCGAGGAAGUAUCGAGCCUAGAUCAGUUCAGAGCUGCCAUAUCGUUCCCAGGGGUCACUGUGGUUCAUUUCAAAGCAGCAUCUGAUCUACAAUGCAAGCAAAUAUCACCAUUCGUCGACGUCCUUUGUCGUCGACACCCUUCCAUUAAUUUCCUCAAGGUGAAUCUGGAAGAAAGUCCAGCAAUUGCAGAUACCGAAAACGUAAGGAUCGUACCAACAUUCAAGAUUUACAAAAGCGGGAAUCGAGUUAAAGAGAUCAUAUCUCCAACUCGAGACGUGUUGGAGCAUUCAGUAAGGUAUUAUAGCUUAUAGAAUUCAAAUCUACUGCUGCUGUCCAUGCUCGUCUCCUUUAGCAAUCCUCCUCAUCCUACACCGAACCCGAAUCCUGACCAUUUGAAAGAAAUACCUGCUCAAACCUCCUUCCUGCCUAGGAAUUACCCGAUAACCACGACAACUAAACGGGUCGAAAUAAUCCCCAUUAGCAGCCAACCGAAAAACGCGAAUGGAAUCCAGAGAGAGAUAGUAUAGUAGUUCAUUUUUGGAGUUGUCAUUAUAUUCAUUCAUUGCUCUCUGGUUGUUCCAUCUCUUUUCCCUCCAUAUCCAUUUUCCCAUAAGGCUCGGUAGCGAUAUCGGUCUACUCCCCGUUGCAUCGAAACUCAUUAGAACGGACUCGAACUCAGCAAUGGGUGUAGGUAAACAAGGAUGUGUACAUGUAUAUAUGAUAUAUACAAAGAAAACAGGAAGAGAGGGGAAGGGAGGGGAGGGGGAGGAGUACAUUGUUAGUUCUUCAUCUGUUCUUUGAAACAUUUUCUCAUUUAAUAAUAACAACAACAAAUCAUGAUUUUCCACUGCUGCUGUUCUUCAUUUACCUCAUCAAAGCCUGAUAUUUCAUGUUGAUAGAUGGGUAUCUGUUCUUGGGGUGAUGGGUAUCUGUUCUUGGGGUGAUGGGUAUCUCAUUGAAUGCUUUUGUUGGAAAUGGGUAUGCCAAAGUUUGUGCUUUUGAGCUGAUAAGGAGUGGAGUGGGUUGGGGGUAGUUGGUUCUAUUCAUUGCUGUUUUAAAAGUAGAUUGUCCUUCAAAGCUAACUACUACUGGUUUAUAAAGGUGUUGGGGCCACUUUCCCAACCAAAAACUUUAUUGAUUUAUUAUUA
This is a messenger RNA of Cucurbita pepo subsp. pepo (vegetable marrow), 3341 nucleotides long. It is a transcript of the gene TTL2, whose product is annotated as tetratricopetide-repeat thioredoxin-like 2. The record is from RefSeq and is a predicted model, not a curated record. Gene Ontology annotation, molecular function: protein binding. NCBI's taxonomy places the organism in Eukaryota, Viridiplantae, Streptophyta, Magnoliopsida, Cucurbitales, Cucurbitaceae. Gene Ontology annotation, cellular component: cytoplasm.